This is a messenger RNA of Colletotrichum navitas, 1613 nucleotides long. Its product is annotated as autophagy protein Apg5. Gene Ontology annotation, biological process: autophagy of mitochondrion; nucleophagy; cellular response to nitrogen starvation. The coding region runs from base 343 to 1239 and encodes 298 amino acids. The record is from RefSeq and is a predicted model, not a curated record. Gene Ontology annotation, molecular function: Atg8-family ligase activity. NCBI's taxonomy places the organism in Eukaryota, Fungi, Ascomycota, Sordariomycetes, Glomerellales, Glomerellaceae. The transcript is spliced from 2 exons. Gene Ontology annotation, cellular component: cytoplasm; phagophore assembly site membrane; Atg12-Atg5-Atg16 complex.
GUUCCCGAACCACCUCACUCCUCUGCCCGGCGCAACUGCAACGUCAGUCGCGGACCCGGUCCACACCGCAGCGCAACUUCCCUGGCCUGCCAACUGUGUACCUGCUUGAGGGACUGAGAGAGACGACCUCACUGCGAUCCACGAUGACUAAGGACCUUCCUUGAUCGCCCUCGCCAUAGCUUCAUCUCACCCUCUUCUCAGCCGACCGUACGUGUGCUGUUCUCGACCUGCCCCGUCUAUUGUCACACCCGUCUCCACAGCCUCUCCCCCAUACGACGACACGCAAACUCCGAUCUGUAAGCCCUGCGCUUAAUUACCACCAUCGCCCGGCCACCACCUACCAUGGCCUCCAUCCCCCAGGCCCUCUGGUCCGCCCAGAUCCCCCUCCACAUCGUCCACCCCUCGCACCCCAACACGCCGCUGGUUACCUCGCUGCCGCGCUUUUCCUACCUCGCCUUGCUGGUUCCGCGCUGCUCCGCCUUCUUCCGCGCCCCCGUCUCCGCCUUCCACCACGAGCAACUUCUCCUCCGGAAUCUGCCCCUCGGUCUGCUCGUCGAUCUCUACCAGCCUUCCCUGCCCUGGCGCCUCACUGUCAGCGAUGGCGACAGCUGGGACAUUGGAGACACCUUUCUAAACUGUGUCAAGGAGGCAGACUUUGUCCGUUAUGGCAACGCAAAACGCAUAAUGUCGCUAUCUAAAGCGGAUACCUCGGCCCUCUGGAAUGCCGUCCAAGACAACGACUUCGCGUCUUUCUCCAAGAUCAACGCCCUCCUUCUCAAUGCCCCCACGCCCCUCCGCAAUGUGCCCUUGCGGGUGUACAUCCCCUCCUCGCCCCCGCCCGGCACCUCGUCGUCGUCGUCGCCCUCGCUCGCCUCACCGGCCGCGGCGCCCCCGAGACCGCCAGCCUCGCCGUCGACAGCUUCGUCGCAGAAACACCAGCAACAGCCAGCGCCACCAAUCCCAGGUAUGACGGCGGACCAGCCCUCUUCCACGGGUGCCUACAAGGUCCUCCAGGCCCUCGUGCCUCCGAUAGUGCCGGGCACCCGCAACACCCCCCAAACCCUUGGCCGUGCCCUUCAGUCGCACCUCCCAUCCCUCUUUCCCUCGAGUCGAGACCCGGUCCUUGCCAACGUAGUGCUCCACGGCUCGCCUGUGCCCUUUUCAGCUCCCCUGGAGGACCUCAUGCGCGAAGCCGCGUACCCGGACGGGUGGCUUUGCCUAGCGGUCGUUUUGUUGUGAAGGAGAGAGAGGGAGAGAUAGACUCGGGCUGAAUGGGGCGCAGGAAGCCUUGGCACGUGUAGAUUAGAGUGGCGUCGUUGGGCGUUUGGGAGUUCAAGCGUCGGUUUUGGUUCGGUACCUUUGGGAACUUGGUGGCCUUCCGUAGACCAUCAGUUUAUCCUAGACUCAGGGGAGAUCCAUCGCGUGCACUGCUGCAACUUUAAGUUGACAGAUAGCAAGAAAGAUUGCAAUCAUUUUGACCAAAUUCACAUUGAAUGGACUGCGGUCUAGACGCAGGAUGGCCUUUUCAUACCGCACACACACACACACACACACAUACACACACACACACAUAUACAUACACACACAUAUACACACACACACACAUAUACACA